AUGAAGCAUAGAUACGAAGCGAUCUGUUCAAGUUGUCUCAAGUUCUCGCAUCUUGCGCCUCGCUCUCAGAGCUUGAGUCGUCAACCCUACUUGUCAAGUUCUUGCGCAUUACACAUAAUACUAGUGCGUGCGUGUAACCCGAGUGGGGGCGGGGGUGGAAGCGCAGGACACUACUAA
Messenger RNA from Chondrus crispus (carragheen), 177 nucleotides. RefSeq lists its product as hypothetical. Lineage: Eukaryota; Rhodophyta; Florideophyceae; Gigartinales; Gigartinaceae. The record is from RefSeq and is a predicted model, not a curated record. Bases 1 to 177 code for a protein of 58 amino acids. The transcript has a single exon.